AUGGGUACACAGGACACGACAGGAACGAAACGGGCCAGGGGCCAGCCUGUUCCCAAACAACCAGGAUCUCACGACCCGAUUGCCAUGAACGUGCAGCUGUCUACUGGGUCGGCAGGUUCGAGGGAGGCAUGCGAUGAAUGCCGUAUCCGCAAGGUCCGUUGCAACAAGGAAUAUCCCAAAUGCUCGAGCUGUCGUAAAUCCAACCUCGCAUGUGGGUUCUCUAACAAGGGGAAGCGAGUCAACCAUACCAAGAAGCUGGUUAACGAUGUCGAAGUCCUUGGAAACCGGCUCGGGAAGAUCGAAGAGGCGCUGCUUCGCUGCUUGUCAGCUGUAGAGCGUUCACAGACUCCGUCAAACGUUGCUACAUGGCAAAGCUCGGUUGUCCAGUCCGAUGGCAGUUAUGCGGAUCCCAACGAAGGGCCACCUAUGGACUCAAACGCGUUCACAGAUGCCUCUAUAGAACCGCGUCCCGACCGAUACAAUGACCAUGAGCCCUCCCCUAGGUCCACCCCUCUUGUUUCUCUGUAUUCUGAGGCUCAAGCUGCCUGUGAUAGACUGAGAUCAUUGUUGCCAUUUCCGAAUCUAGACAGCCAAUAUAGUCCAGUCUCAUCGGAUUUCAGACCCAGCCAGUCUUAUUCGUUGCAGUCACAGCUAAAAGAAGCCAGCGAACUGUUCGAGAAAUUGACCAGGGAGAGCCCAGUCUCGUCGAUACCAGAGUCGGAUGGCCUCCUGCCCUCGUUACCGCCACGAGCACUUUUGGAAGCCAGUCUAGAAUCACAUUUUACAGGUCUGAGUCCUUUUUUACCUAUCUAUGACCGACAAAGUGUUGUUUCAGCAAUUGAAGAGCAAUAUGGGCCAAGUAUCAACAACCCUGACCCGGCCUGGGUGAUUUCGUUCAGCAAUAUCCUUCUCCAGACACUGGACGCCAGAUAUAGUGCAGCGACGAGAGCUGGUUCGAUGAACCACAACAUACUGGAAGAGGAGCUCAUCAAAAGCUUGUUACUGAACUGUCGGCGAGGCUAUAAUAACUUUGAGAGGCUUUUGAGACCGCAGCUGGCUAAUGUGCAGGCACUGUUAAGCAUGGCAUUGAUCGCCUUGAAGUACUUUUCUCUCGCGACCUUUGAGACAGUCUUUGCACAGGCGUGCCAGCUAGCAAAAUGCAUCGGCCUCCAUCAAAGCAAUCCGGACUCAGAGAAUGCAGAACAGACAGAUCUGUGGUGGUGCUUGUUCAUCAUCGAUAAACACGCGUCUUUCAUGGCCGGCAAGCCCUGUCUUCUUCCCUCCUAUGACUGUGGGCUGCCUUUCCCCGUGGUAACCUCGGCGCAUGUUCCGAGGGAUCAACGUUCUGCCCACAUCUCUCUGGCACACAUUCAGGAAGACGUGUACCAAAGUCUCUACUCCGCUCGGACAGCCCGCAAGGGGCGAGACUACGUCACUCGUCAAGCUCAGCAGAUCAAUCGAACGUUGGACGACUGGGAGAUCCAGCACAAACACAUACUCUCUCCUGCAAGCACUAUGACAGCGCAAGAAGCGUUCCGCCUGACUGAGCUGCGCUACACACUUUGUACACUUCGGGUCCUGACUCAAAGGCUUGAACAUACAUCCAACAACCGACGGUCCCGCUUAGAGUAUGCGCGGGCCGGCCUUCGCCUAUUGCAGGAGACAUGCGAUACCUGUGGUGAUAGCGUCGUUGGACUUGCACUCUAUCAGAGUCCCAGUAUCUGCCUGAAUUACUCCACAACGUUGUUCCUCGAGCUCUUCAUCGCCAUCGUGGAAGAGUACCAGCAAGACCACCGCAUCGACGCUGAGCUUCUUUCUCCCUUCGCUGCACAUAUGGACUACUUUUCUGCAGAAUCGUCUCCUACAUCUCAUACGUCCAAAGCCGCCUACAUGGCCAGUCUUUGUAGCAAUAUCGCUCUCAGUCUCCAGAUGCUAGACGAUGGCUUUUUCCCGCAUCAAAUAUCCCAUUCCCGGCCCAACUCUGUACUCGACUCUCCAGGCCUCACGACUAUUUCUACUGCAUCGACCUUCGGACCUGAGAUACUCGAGAGCUCUUCUCUGGAGGUGGGUAUCCCACCCUCAUUCAUCGGGAAUCCCUCCUGGGAAUUAUCGUCCUUUCCCAGUGACGAAAAUUUCAACAUGAGAAUGAAUGAAGCGCAGGCAAAGUCUUACGAGCAGCAUGGGCUUCUCAUUGGAAGCACCCCCUCUUCAGAAUUUGCAUAUCAAUCAGAGCUGGCGGGGAUGGGCGCGAUGGAGUUCGAUGCAAUGCUUGAUACAUUUGCGUCGUACGAUCAUGGAGCUCAGGAGCAUGAUGCUAUCUUGCCUACUAUCAAAUCAGCUCUCCAGACCUUAUCUCAAAUUCAACUGCCACGCUACCGUGCUAUCAACCCCAGCGCCAGCCACAAAAUACUAUCAUGCAGACUGGAAAUCGCACUAGCGGAACCGCCGGCUCUUGAGAAAGCUUAUAGACUGGACCACCCGUCACAGACGCAUCUCACCAGGACCGUGGGCGAUAUCCUCCGCCAGGCGGCGUGCACAGCAACAGCAACCGGAAAUAAGAAUUCGGGCAAACGCCGUGUCCUCAGCCAUUCGAUCCGCUUUCUACCCAUCGCGGCCCCGUUCUUGAUAGGCCGAUAUGCUCCGCCAACGGAUGAGAAAUUACGCCAAGAACACUCGCUGGGCUUGGCGGGUGCAUGGGCCCUGACAAGGAAGCUUCUCCUCCUGAUGUCCUCGCUUGGAGUCUUGGACUGCGACAUAGGUUCAGAGUUGGUCGUGGAAUGGGAACUGCGUGUGAAUGCACGCCUUGGAGUGCGGCGCUGUGAUUUGAUCGUCCGGGAUGUCCGAUCCAAUGCAACUGUCCGUGGCCGCUGGUCUUUCCCACAUGGCCCGGAGGCAAAAGUCUAUAAAGGGGUGUCCCUCCCAGCAACGUUGAUCUUCCCUGUUGACAAGGAGCCAUUCAGCACCUGGCGUCGAUUCCAAAUCAGGACCACCAACAUGGCUGUCUAUCACGACCUUGACUGGCUCUUUGGCAUCGGUACCAUCUUCUUUUUGAUCUCCGUCUGGGGUAUUGGUGCCAAUGAUGUGGCCAACUCUUACGCAACAUCGGUCAGCUCGAGGUCUCUGACCUUGAUCCAAGCUGGUAUCCUUGCGACCAUUACGGAAUUCAUCGGUGCCAUUGCGCUUGGACAGCAGGUCACCUCGACCAUCCGCAGUGGUGUCUUCUCCAUCGACCGCUUCCUGGACUCGCCUGGAGUCCUGAUCAUGGCCAUGGUGGUGGCUGAAAUCGGCUCCUCGAUCUGGCUUACCGUCUGCACGUAUCUCGGUUUCCCCGUCUCCACCACCCAGUCCAUUGUCGGCGCUCUCAUCGGUGUUGCCAUCGCGUCGGAUCUUCCGGUGCACUGGGGUUGGAAGUCUCAGAGUGUCUCCCAGAUUGCUGCCUCGUGGGGUAUUGCGCCCGUCAUCUCGGCCGGAUUUGGCGCCAUCAUCUUCACCAGCAUCCGCUUGUUGGUGCACUCUCGCCAAGAUCCGAUGAAGUGGGCUCUGCGCGUUCUUCCAUUCUACUAUGCUCUUACCGCCGGUAUUUUGGCAUUGUUCAUUGUCAUUAGCGGUGGUCACGGCAUUCCCAAGCUCGAGGACCUAGGUGCUGGCAAGGCCUGCGGUAUCAUCAUCGGUGUCUUUGCCGGUGUCUGGGUUAUCAGCGCUCUCUUCUUUGUUCCUUACUACUGGCGCAGCCUGGUCAAGGAAGACCGUCGCCUGCGUUUCUGGCACAUCCCCAUGGGCCCUCUCCUCUGGCGCGAUAACUACACGCUCUACUUCCCUGGCAACCCCGACAAGGGCAUUGUCCCCAACUACUACGAGAGCGACCUGAAAGCGACCAACGAAAAGGGCGACACAGAUACCCUCGGCUCCGUCACCGAGGGCCAGCAGUCCACCCUCGCCAGCCCGGAAAUCGAACCGAUCAAGGGCGACCCCAAAACCGCCGAGAACGAGGCCCAGCAUGCCGAUGCGAAGAUUGCCGAAAAGCACCAGAAGGAGCUCCAGGCUCUCGACACGCUGCCCUGGGCUCAUCCCAAGCGCAUCUUCGCCACCCUCAAGCUUGUUUUCACAUAUGGUAUUACCCGGGAUGUCAUCCACCACCAGUCCAAGGGCCUGGAUCAUAUCCAUCAGCGGGCUCCCCAGUUAGAUAACAAGGUUGAGCAUCUUUGGACCACUGCCCAGGUUUGCUCUGCUAUGAUCAUGUCCAUCUCCCACGGAGCAAACGAUAUCUCCAACGCCAUCGGCCCAUUCACCACCGAGUACAUGACCUGGCACACCGGCGUGACAUCCGCCAAAACCGAUACCCCGGUUUGGAUCAAGGCCGUUGGUGGCUUGGGACUGGGAGUUGGCUUCUGGACCUUCGGCUACCACAUCAUGCGCAAUCUCGGCAACCGCAUCACCAAGCACUCCCCCACCCGUGGGUACAGCAUGGAACUCGGCGCCGCGAUUACGGUCCUGCUUGCGUCGCGCCUGGGUCUGCCCGUUUCGACGACGCAGUGCAUCACCGGUGCCGUGCUGGGUGUUGCGCUGGUGAACAUGGACCUGAAGAGUAUCAACUGGAAACAGCUGGGCAAGAUCUUCUUCGGUUGGGUUCUGACUCUGCCAUGUGCUGGGCUUAUCAGUGGAAUUAUUAUGGGGAUGGCGCUCAAUGUUCCUCAAUGGGGACGGUAA
Messenger RNA from Aspergillus thermomutatus, 4707 nucleotides. RefSeq lists its product as uncharacterized. The record is from RefSeq and is a predicted model, not a curated record. NCBI's taxonomy places the organism in Eukaryota, Fungi, Ascomycota, Eurotiomycetes, Eurotiales, Aspergillaceae. Gene Ontology annotation, biological process: DNA-templated transcription; phosphate ion transmembrane transport; regulation of DNA-templated transcription. The transcript has 14 exons. The coding region runs from base 1 to 4707 and encodes 1568 amino acids. Gene Ontology annotation, cellular component: membrane. Gene Ontology annotation, molecular function: zinc ion binding; DNA binding; DNA-binding transcription factor activity, RNA polymerase II-specific.